Messenger RNA from Petromyzon marinus (sea lamprey), 7711 nucleotides. RefSeq lists its product as uncharacterized. Lineage: Eukaryota; Metazoa; Chordata; Hyperoartia; Petromyzontiformes; Petromyzontidae. The record is from RefSeq and is a predicted model, not a curated record. Gene Ontology annotation, molecular function: protein dimerization activity; RNA polymerase II cis-regulatory region sequence-specific DNA binding; DNA-binding transcription factor activity, RNA polymerase II-specific. Gene Ontology annotation, biological process: regulation of transcription by RNA polymerase II; circadian regulation of gene expression. Gene Ontology annotation, cellular component: cytoplasm; nucleus; CLOCK-BMAL transcription complex.
ACAAGUGGUUGUUGAAGAUUGCUGGGCCAGGUGCAUAGCUGUUGUGUCUCAGUCUCAACACGGUUUGGUGACUUCAGUGCUCUGUGCACGAACCGAUCCCCUGCCCAAGUCACCCAGGCGCUAUUGACAGCUUUCUCAUGGCGUUUGUCACUCAGAGAGCUCGUGAGAGUUGCAGAGUGUUCAUUUGAAAUGCUCACAAAUACAAACGCAAGCACUGCGCUUGGACUGAUACAGUCCAAUUUGCAGUCUUCUUGCCAAAUAAAUGCAGUAAAUCCGGAUAAUGUGAUUACUCGGGGCGAUAUCAGACGAGUGCUUAUACAGCUUUUGAACUCACUGCUUGCACUGAUGCAUUGUUUAUAGACAAUGCGUGCAUUUAUCUCCAAAUAUGGCGUUUAAAAAAAAUCGUUAUUUGUUUUAACAUUCAGCAGAAAUUCGGGCGAGUUGUUAUGAAGAGAUGCAAUUACAGAGAGAGAGAGAAGAAGAAGAAGGGAUCCCCCACGUACAAUCCCCCAAUAAAAUCGCCGAUCCGCGGAAGCGUUGUCACAUCCUCGCCGUCGCCCGUGUCACCUAACCACUCACCGAGAUUCACGCAGCAGCAGCAGCACGCUUUCAUUACAACCUCCCCAGAUCCGGCCCUCCCCCACCCCCUGCCACUACCUUCCCGAAUCGGUCAUUAACAGCCCAGAGACCUCUCAUCACGAGCAUCUCCCCCCCCACCACCCCACUUCGAGGCCGUGCCAAUCCUCGCCCCCCCUCCCUACGCCACGCCGAGCGAGAGCCGAAGAAUUAGGUACCUUAUAUAAGUGCCGCGGCUCGUGCGCCUUCAAACCGGCUCGCGCGCACCGCGUAUAUAUACACACACACACAAGACGCGCGCAUCGCAUCGCGAGAGGCCGCCGGGGGGAUAUACCCGUGUAAGUCCCCCCCCCGCUCUGGGUCAAGCGUGCGCCGAGUUGAGGAAGCGAAUCCCGGCCGCAGCUGCCGACGCUUCAAACGGCAGCUCAGAUCCUUCAAGUGAAAAAGUCAAGAUGAACAUCUUCACCAUGAAACUAAAUUCAAAAGUGGUGGUGGAUAUUCCAAAAUCCUCAGGGGAAAUACUUCUUCCAAAGAAGUUGUAGAGAGCAUUCGAGAAAGUCGCAGUAUGCACAAGAACAACGGAAGAAAGUCUGAAACAUAUCUACAAAAUAAAUUAUUUAACAGAUAAAAAGACUUCUCAAAGCAUUUUUGCGGGAGAAAAUAUUUUUCUAAUGGUGUUCAAAAACAUUUCCAACAUAGACACGCAGCUCGAAUACAUUUUCAACAGCUUUGAAUUUCACGUGAUUAGUUUCAAGCAUUCCCAUAAAGUUUGGAAGAAAAGUAAAUAUCACGUUCUGUGCCAAAAGAUCCAGAGGACAUUUAAAAAAAAAGCGCCAGUAAGCUUCUAGCACGAGUGAACGUCUUCAACGAAUUGCAAAGGGGCUUUGAUGAAUCCUUACGAAGCGUACACAUGGACUUCCACAGCCACCUUCCAUUGAUGACGUUUCAGUUUCUCCACCAUGCGUCACCGAUAGAGCCGCUUGUCCGUGGUUCCUUGGUGUUUUGCGAGCAGUGACCGCCUGUGACAACUCGUCCCUUCCCACCCUCGCCGGGGCAGGCCCGGGCACUGAGCAUCAUUCUCCCUUUGGGUUUAAUGUUUGGCGUGGACGAUGGCGUAACGGACGGCAGGAACGAUGUCAUGGCCAAACGGAGGAAGGGAAGUCAUCAAGAGGGCCCGGGAGGCUUAGAUGAAACGGGACGCAGAGAUGAGAGAACCAGAGCGAAACGCGCUCAGCGGAUCCGUUCGGAGAAGAAGCGGCGGAAGCAGUUCAACGAACUCAUCAGCGAGUUGGGGGCGCUGCUGCCCGAUGGCCAGUCCCGAAUGGACAAGCCCACGGUCCUGCAGCGGACGCUGCACUUCUUUAGCAGCCACCACGAGCUGAACGUGGAACAGGAGACCAACGAGCCUCCUCCGCCGUGGAAGCCAGCUUUUCUCAGCAACGACAACUUCACGCAGCUCAUUCUCGAGGCCAUGGACUGCUUCGUAAUUGUCGUGAUGAGCAGUGGCGAGAUCUCGUUCGUGUCCGAGAGCGUCACGUCGCUCCUCGGUUACCUGCCAAGUGAGCUCCUCAGACAGAACCUCUUCGAUUUCGUGCCGGAGCACGAACAAGCGGAGCUGCGCUGCCUUUUCCAGGCUGACCUGAGCCAGGUGCAGGAGGGACCCCCCGAAGCCCCGCAAGCGGGCGCGCCGAAUGAGCGGCACUUCGAGUUGUGCUGCCACCUGCAGCGCGGAGAGGCACUCGCGCACUUCGCUGCGGGACAGACGCCGCCGCCGCUGCCGCCGCCGGCGGUGGCGGCGUCGUCGCGCCCCGCCGAGGAGGCGCCGACUUACGAGCGAGUGAAGCUCAGCGGCUUCCUGCGCCUGCACCUGCACGACGAGCAGGCGGAGGUGGCGGCGGGGCCUUGCCUGUCGGAGGAGCCUUCGGGGACAGAGGAGCCAGCGACCACCCCGGGGGUGCCAGGGGGUCCGCCGCGUCCGCCUCCCUGCCUCGUCGCCUCGGUCCACCUCCUCACGUCGCAGUUCAUCAAGGAGCUGUCCUCACUGGAGGAAGCUGGCGCCGAGUUCACAUCCAGACACAGCCUGGAGUGGAAGUUCCUCUUCUUGGAUCACAGGGCACCGCCCAUCAUCGGCUACAUGCCCUUCGAGGUCCUGGGAACGUCCGGCUACGACUACUACCACGUGGACGACCUGGAGAGCAUCACGCAGUGCCACAGGGACUUGAAGCAGUCUGGGAAGGGAAAGUCCUGCCACUACCGCUUUCUGACCAAAGGGCAGCAGUGGAUCUGGCUGCAGACCAAGUACUUCAUCUCGUUCCACCAGUGGAACUCCAAGCCAGAGUUUGUGGUCUGCACGCACACCGUACUCAGCAGCUAUUCUGAAGUGUUGGCCACGAGGAGGAAUGUUCUGGAAUUUGGGGAAUUCUCAAGCGAGCUGCUCUCACCAGAGGCAGCAGAAGUGAACCCUGGGAUGUGCAGCUCUAAAGCCGUGGAGACACCAACAAGGGACUCAGGUCAGGGGCACUUAUCGGCACAGGCCAGGCCCUUACCUGGACCAUCCAGGUCUUCCCUGCAACGAGAGACCAAGUCGAAACCCCGGUCCAAGAAGAGAGCUAAGAAAUCUUCCAUCACCGGCGGUCGCAGGGACUCAUCCGCUGAGACUCCAUCCACCAUUCAUGGAUCGCAGUUGCAACAGGAGACGGCACAACCGGUGACGGCCCAACAGGUUGCAGCACAGCAGGCGGUACAGGGAUGGACAGCGAAAGAGCAGCCCCCAGCCAUGGACAGCACCGUCUCGUGCGCCAUGGCCUCCCGCUUCCACUGUGGCGGUGAUGCCGGUGCACUCAGGACAGCGGGUGUCGGCCUUGAGCCGUCAUUGCAAGCUCAGAGCAUUGCCGUGAGCCAACCCACGGGCAUGAGUCUUUCCCUGAACCAGUUAAUGAGCCAACAACCGUCAAGCCAACCGGCGAGCCAGGCGGUCGUUCAGAACGUCGGCCAGCCGAUUGGCCAGACCGUGCAUCAGCAGCACAUCGGCCCACCCUGGCAACAGCAGCUCGUCGUGAGCCCCAACAUCGGCCAGCCGGGCAGGCAGGCUCUUGGCCAGAGCUCGAGCCAGACCGUCGACCAGAGGCUUGGCCAGGUGCACUGUAACCCUCUGAGCCAGCCGCCAGCUCAGCACCUGCUCGCAAGGCAGCCCCUGGGAGCGUCGCUCGCUGUGAGCCAGACGCCAAUGCUUCAGGAGCUGCUUAUCCCGAGCACCGGCGCUUUGACCGCUGCGGGCGGGAGCACAGCGACCUCAUCCUGGAUGCUCGACCUGGCCUCGCUGCAGGCAGCAGAGAGCCUGGACACCUGCGUGGGCACAAGCGACGCAUCGCAUGCAUCACACGGGGUGGCACAGCAGCAGAGCGCCAUGCAGAGACUGAAGGAGCAGCUGGAGCAGAGGACGCACGUGCUGCAGACGGUGAUCCUGCAGCAGCAGGAGGAGCUCCGCCACAUCCAGCAGCAGCUUGCCAUGGCUUUGUCGGAGCAGUCGACCUCUCGAGCGCCGCCUGUGGCGGACAACCCAGCGCUGGGAGCCCGGAGGUCGUCGGCGAUGUUGCUCCCUCACCCCACCACCCCCGACUCUCCGGGAGUCCGUGGCCCGGGUCUGCCCGCGGUGGAGUGCAGCACCACGCAGCCGCAGUGGCACAUGCAUGGACAGCCCCAUCAGGUGGUGACCACGUUAAGUGGUACUCCCAUCCUGGUUUCAGCUUCCAUUAUGAUGCCGUCCUUCACAACCUUUAGUCAACAACCGUUGAUGCAGCAGCAUCACCAGCAUCACCAGCAUCAGCAGCACCAGCAGCACCAGCAUCAGCAGCACCAGCAUCAGCAGCACCAGCAGCACCAGCAUCAGCAGCAUCAGCAGCAACAGCAUCAGCAGCAACAGCAUCAACAGCACCAAAUAAUUGACCAACAGUCACAAGCGCAGCAGAGCUGUGCUCAAAACAAGGGACAGCACUUGAGGGUGCAGGCCCAACGGAGAGCAGAAGGGCACCUGCAGCCGACACUGCUGAUGCCGACCAUGCUGCAGAUACAACAGCAGCAGCAACAGCAGCAUCAACAGCAGCAACAGCAGCAUCAACAACAGCAUCAACAACACCAGCAGCACCAGCAGCAUCAACAGCAGCACCAACAGCACCAACAGCAGCAGCAACAGCAGCAACAACGGCAGCAGUGCAGGCGAUCAUCCUCAGAGAAGCACCAGUCCCCAUCGCCACGGCAUCAGCAGCAGCACCAGCAAGAGCACACAUUGCGCUCUCCAAAUGUGCAGUAUCACCGUUCUAUGAGCGCGGAGCCGCAACAGAGAAGUCAUCAGCAGCAUCAGCAACCACAGCAGCAGCAGCAGCAAUUGCUAUCUCAAGAGAGGCUGUUGUGGAUGGCGAGUGGACAGCAGGAUUCCCAGGGCUAUCUGCACGCCACGUACCACGCGCCCCAUGCGGUGGGCGGUGUGGCUGGGAGGCAGCGCCUGUUGCACGCGAGGUCGAGCGGGCGGCAGCAGCCACAGCCGCCUGUCGACCGCGUGCAGCGACAGCAUCCCGCGGUGCAAACACAGCAACAGCAGCAGCAGCAACAGCAGCAGCAGCAACAGAGCCCCAGGUGACGCCCCUGCACAGAUUGGCUGUCGCUUAGCCGGUGGGCCAGAAAUGUAUAAGCUUGAAGUUGCCCCCAACCACACAAAUAAGAGCUGUGCACGUCGUUUGGCAGCGGGGGGAGGCUUUUGUGACCAAGCCUCGAGGCGCGAGCGCAUUGUGCAGGAAGCAAGGAUCUGUUGAAGGUGGAUUCCCAGAAGUGGGGGUAACCCUGGAUGUUUUAAUCGCAAGGCCUGUUCCAUGUCCUUCCUAAAAACACAGCACUUCUCGCAGAACUGUGCUUCUCAGCUUGUGACCAGCACUGUGCUGACAAAUUUGUGGAACUUAUUAGAGUGCCUUGCACUAAGCACCCAUCACCACUUGUUCAGCCACCUGUGAUUUAGAUUUUAUGUUAAUUAUUCUGGCAUCUUACCCAAAGUGCAGUUUUGCAUCAGCCCGAAUGUGCUUUUAGCUACCAAGAUUUUGACAAGCUUACGCUUCGUGGUGCUACGCAUCGUGGUCCUACCAUGCGGGCGGCAAGUAUAAUGCAUUGUGGGUAAUUGACUCUGCAAUCCCACAAUCCCCUGUUACAUGUAUGUGCAUGCAGGUGUAGAUCAGGCACGUACCAUGGCUGCACACCUGGCAUCCUGACGUUGCCAGCAGUGAGACAAAUUAAAAUCGAUUUAUAUCGACUGAGUGUUUGCCAACAGUAAAUGAAGGCUAACAUAAAAUGUUACGUAACUAUUUGCAGUAUACAUAUAUAUUUUUAAAAGAAAAUCACUCUUUUCAUUUUCAGAACACAGGUAUACUUAAUCCUUACCUAUAACUAGCACACAAUCCCCUGCACACCUUAAGGGCAUGAUUCUCCAGGGCAUGUUUAGGGCAGUCGUCACCAGCAACACAUUUAUAAUGAGCAACUAUGUCAACUUGUUGUGUCAAUAGCAAACAGUGGAGUUCUGUCCAAGGCUGCUUAUGCCUCUUCAUUACUCACGCCAAACCGUGAGUCAAGUUGGCGCAUUAGCAGCCUUACAGCGGCCACGGGUGUGCAGCGGGGAGCGAAUCCCGUUCCUGUCGGCCAAUGAAAAGAGCGUUUGUUGAAAUGUGUGUUUGAUUGUUUGUGGAGUACACGGCAUCAGAUAGACAUGUGACCGCUGUCUGUUAUCUCAUUUGCCCACGAUAUGGAUCGAUGGUCAGAUUUGUCGAUUUGGAAACGUUUUUUUUUUGCAGAGAGAAUGGCGCGGAUAAACCAGUGAUGACAAUGAAAGGCAACACUCGACAUACAAUUACCCAUCAUGGCCUUUAUAAGUGUUGUUUAUGGUGUUAAAUGUAUGUGCAUGCAGGUGUAGAUCAGCCACGUACCAUGUCUGUACACCUGGCAUCCUGACGUUGCCAGCAAAGUGAGACAAAUUAAAAUCGAUUUAUAUCGACUGAGUGUUUGCCAACAGUAAAUGAAGGCUAACAUAAAAUGUUAAGUAACUAUUUGCAAUAUACAUAUAUAUUUUAAAAGAAAAUCACUCUUUUCAUUUUCAGAACACAGGUAUACUUAAUCCUUACCUAUAACUAGCAUGGUGUGCGAAUGUAGGGCGACUUUGUAAACAAGACACGAGUGCACUGGACCGGUUUAAUGGGCAACACUAAAAUUCUUCUCCAAUUCACCAUUGUGCAACAAUUUCAAUUGUUACCGAUUCACGUAAAAAUGUUCUAUUUACUUUUGUAGGUCACGAUAUUAACAUCACAGUGACUAUGGUGAAAGGGUGCUUGCAUAUCUAUCAUGAAUGCGACUUGCUUUGUGUGCUGUUUGUUAACUUCAAUGCCAGUAUUACUGCCAGGGUAUUUCCGUUCCGUAUGUUCAUAUUGUGUUCGUUUACACCCACACUAACAGGACAUUGUCAGUCUCAAAGCAGAAAAUCUCAGUCUACAUGGUCGGACGAGUGGUGGCUGAUGACCGCUCAGUUUGGCAGUCCGUGAGCCUGUGGUUAAAAUUCCAUAUUAUUAUUAUGGCGGGGGGCAGUUCAUUCUGAACACAAUCACAGUUAACUUCCUAAUGAGUGGCACUCGCAAGGAAGAGCGAUGGCUUAUUUUGACUGAUUCUGGACCAACAAUUCCUUUCCAUAUAAUCUUCACGAUAACAGAAACAUUAACGAAAUUAAGGAAUGGCAUCGGUUCAUUCCACUUACAUUUAUAGCAGGAAACAGAAGGGAAUUUUGGCGUAGAUGAAUAAUUAUAGUGCAAAUUAUGCUCGAGUAAUUGACAUUUAGAGAGGCCAGUCAUUUUGUACUGUGAACAUGAUGCGAUUUGCCAGGAAGGCGUGUGACCUUUAAACCCUGAGUAAACCAGGCUGGGGCAGCUAAUGUCUCUUUAAGGAAAAUGUAUUUAUGCAUCGAGCCAUUGUUACACAAGCGAGGCUUGGCUAGUCCAGUAGAGCUUUAAGAUAACAUUCUGAACAUGUGUCUGCGUUUGUAUAUGUAUAUGUAGUUUUGUUCUUUUACAUACAAAAAUGUGUCCAAAUGGAUUCUAUAAACAUAUAUAUA